GAUGCGUAGAAAGAAACCCGACUGAAAUGGAGAAAUGCGUGGUUUGCAACCUCAGCGACUACUUCAAUCUCAACUCGUCGUACAACUUCACUGACUUCCGGACUUCCAACGACACUUAUACACUGACAGAUGUGAACGUCUGGGCCCUGUCCCUCAUAGUGUUCCCCUUGCUGACCUUCUUCGGCAAUGUGCUAGUGAUACUGAGUGUGGUGAGGGAGCGGAGUCUGCAAACGGCUACCAACUAUUUCAUCGUCAGCCUGGCGGUCGCUGAUCUGUUGGUUGCGGUGGUGGUUAUGCCGUUCGGAGUGUACUACUUGUUUAACGUGACGUGGGGUCUGCCGGCGGUGGUGUGCGACUGUUACAUCGCCAUGGACGUCACCUGCUCCACUUCAAGCAUCUUCAACCUCGUCGCCAUCUCGGUGGACAGGUACAUAGCGGUGACCCAGCCCAUCAAAUACGCGAAGCACAAGAGCAGCGCGCGCGUCUGGCUGAUGAUCGCAGUGGCGUGGCUAGUGUCAGCCGCCAUCGGGUCCCCCGUCGUCCUCGGCCUUAACGACGGCCCUGACCGGAGCCCCGACCAGUGCCUCUUCAACAACACCGACUACGUCAUCUACUCGAGUCUCGGCUCAUUUUACAUACCGUGUAUCAUCAUGACGUUCCUGUAUUUUCGGAUAUUCCAGGCAAUCCGCCAACGCGCGAAGAAGCAGCGAGGUCCCAAGAAGACGUGUUCGGUCCUGAGCGGGACCACGAGCGGGACCGCCGCCGUGGUGAUAGAGAACAUGGCGCAGACCAGGCUGCAGGACCAGCCCACCAACACCGCCUCGGGCAGUAACGAGGACGAGGAUGAUGAGAACAGUUUCGACAAGACGGACAUCGGCGCGUACGCGGAGGAGAUGGCCAACUCGCGGUCAGCGCGGUUCAUGCUGGCCGCCGUGGUAGAGGAGACCGGCCUCAUAAUGGCGAACCUCGCGUCACCCAUCCCCAUGAUGGACCCCAACACCAACAACGACUCCGGCUACGCGCCCUCCAACAUGGACGUCGACAAGGACCACACACCCCCACCCUCGCCCAACAAGAAGACAGAGGAGAAGAGCGAGAGAGAAGAUGAGAAGAGCGGGACGGAAGAUAAGGAUGUUAAGCCCGCGUUGCCUAAGAAGCCUGAGUUAAAGAAGAAGCUGAGUCGUCUGAGCAAUAACUCGCUGAUCUCCACACCUCGUCGGAGGUUCCGGUCUGCAGCAUCAGCGGCCCGGUUCACCAUCUUCCGGGCGAACCGCGCGGGCAAGAUGCGCGCUAAAUCCUUCGCCAAGAAGGAGAAGAAGGCUACGCAGACCCUGGCGAUUGUUCUUGGUGUAUUCCUCUUCUGCUGGGCGCCUUUCUUCACCUGCUCGGUGCUGGACGCGGUUUGCACCAAGCUGCACGUGAGCUGGUCUCCCGGCGUCACCGCCUUCAUCCUCACCACCUGGCUGGGCUACAUCAACUCCUUCCUCAACCCCGUCAUCUACACCAUCUUCAACCCGGAGUUUCGCAAGGCUUUCAGGAAGAUUCUCAAGUGUUCUUAGCCGAAGGUGAACGCGUAUGACGUCACUAUAUAAGUGUAUUGACAGUUUUAGAACAAAGUGGUUGCUACAUUUGUGUGAGUUAAAGUACGCUAUUUCAUGAAUCACGUGCGAUGAAGUAGCGUAGUCUUGUGCGCGUGUGUGCGUUAGCACGUGUA
This is a messenger RNA of Aricia agestis (brown argus), 1714 nucleotides long. Its product is annotated as dopamine D2-like receptor. The transcript is spliced from 8 exons. Bases 27 to 1559 code for a protein of 510 amino acids. Gene Ontology annotation, biological process: adenylate cyclase-activating adrenergic receptor signaling pathway. Lineage: Eukaryota; Metazoa; Arthropoda; Insecta; Lepidoptera; Lycaenidae. Gene Ontology annotation, molecular function: G protein-coupled receptor activity; dopamine neurotransmitter receptor activity, coupled via Gi/Go. The record is from RefSeq and is a predicted model, not a curated record. Gene Ontology annotation, cellular component: membrane.